This is a messenger RNA of Exaiptasia diaphana, 673 nucleotides long. Its product is annotated as profilin-4. The record is from RefSeq and is a predicted model, not a curated record. The coding region runs from base 138 to 524 and encodes 128 amino acids. Gene Ontology annotation, cellular component: cell cortex. Gene Ontology annotation, molecular function: actin monomer binding. The transcript has 4 exons. NCBI's taxonomy places the organism in Eukaryota, Metazoa, Cnidaria, Anthozoa, Actiniaria, Aiptasiidae.
GGGAAGGUCAUCUUUUUCGUAGCCUAUGAACAAGAUGUCGACGGAAGAAUGUAUUGAAAAAUGAUUGAAGUGAUGUCCUAAAGUGUUAUAUAUUUUAAAUUGAUAGACUUGAUGCUGUUUUGUAAAUUAUUUCGGGUAUGAAUCAAUUGCAAAGUCUUCUCCACGAUUCCCUUAUCGCAACAGGACAUGUCAAAAACUGUGCUAUUAUCAGACGAAAGGAUACUACGCUUAGGGCAAGCUCAGUCGGCUUUACUCCAUCCAUAGACAAUAUGUAUGCAGUGGUCAAUGCUUUUGUGGACCCAGCUGGAACAAGGAARGAAGGUCUCAAGUUUGAAGACACCUCAUAUGAAUGUGUUAGAGCAGACAAGUUUUCAUUGUAUGGCAAAAAUAAUAACUCAGGAAUUGUUGUGGUAAAAACAGCAACACUUUUCAUAGUWGCUCUGUAUUCCCCUGAGAUGAGCCCAAGUGUUUGUGUUGAGUCAGUGGAAAAAUUAGCUGAUUAUUUCAGAGAAAAGGCAAAGUGAUYAAGGAAAAUUGUCAAUAAAUUUCAUAUUUAGUUGAUAUCAAUCAAAUAAUGUAUUGUAUAAAGAAUUGUACAUUUUAUGAGUAUAUAAUCCAUGCCGUUUUAAAUAUGACAACAGAAAAAAUAAAUAAAUAAAUAAAUAUGUAAAGA